AUGAUCCAAAAGCUCUUGGACAAAUCCCCCGUGUCCCUGGAUAUUAGGGAACAAGGAAAAGUCAUUUUGCGACUGCGUGAGGUGGAGCGAAGGGUCUCCAUGCCCCAAGGAACAGACCUAAAGACCAAGGACCUCAAAACUAAAGCUAAAGAGGCGGCUAGAAGUCUCCGGGAAGAGCUGGGACCCAUCUCCUCCGCCCUGCUCCAGAGCGACUGGUUUGUGGAGGCAGCGGUGAGAAAUCUGAACAUCCUGCUCCAAGACUUCGACGAGGACCGAGGCCGACGACCAGGACGCUUCUUCCUCCGAGUUCUUAAAAUGUUCAGGACCAGGAGGAGCAGAGUGUCGCCUGGUCCUCUGAGAGCAUACCUCAGAUCAGCGUGUUAA
Knipowitschia caucasica is the source of this 384-nucleotide messenger RNA. NCBI's taxonomy places the organism in Eukaryota, Metazoa, Chordata, Actinopteri, Gobiiformes, Gobiidae. The record is from the annotation of a GenBank genome assembly.